AUGGAUCCAGCUGUGGCGAUCGUGUUGGGCCAGGAUCCCGCGCCAUUUGAGCAGCUGCUGCAGCGACUCCUUUCCCCGUCAAACGACGACAGAGGCGAGGCCGAGCGCAUAUUCAAUCUCUGCAAGCAGCAGCCUGACGCUCUCGUUCUCCGCCUCGUCGCAGCGCUGCAGUCCUCUGCCGCAGGAGCGGACGUGCGUACGAUCGGCGCGGUGCUCCUUAGACGAGUGAUUACGAAGGACAGCGUGUCGCUAUGGCCGCAACUGAGUCCCGCGACGCAGGCGACCGUCAAGACUGAAUUGCUCGCUAGCGUGCAAAGAGAGCCUACUAAGGCGAUCUGGAAGAAGCUGUGCGACACGAUCGCGGAGCUCGCGGCGGGGAUCGUGGAGUCGGGGACAUGGCCGGAGCUGCUUCCGUUCAUGUUCCAAUGCGUGUCGUCGGCGGACGAUCGACUCAAGGAAGCAUCGCUGCUGAUCUUCGCGCAGCUAGUGCAUUUCUUCCAGUCGCAGCUCAAGCCUCACUUGCCCACUCUACACAAUGUGCUUCUUCAGUGCCUCUCCCAGUCAGCCAAUCCCGAUGUGCGGAUCGCCGCUCUAAAGGCAGCUGCGAAUUUCGUCGAGGCGCUUGAAACUCCCGAGGAGCUGACGCAAUUCCAGGAUUUGCUGCCCGGCAUGAUGCAGACGCUGAAUCUGUGCCUGCAGAGCAAAGACGAGGCCAGCGCGCAAGAGGCGCUCGAAAUGCUCAUCGAGGUUGCCGGCAUCGAGCCGCGGUACAUGCGCAAGCAGCUGACUGACGUCAUCGCCGCAAUGCUGCAGAUCGCGGAAUCCACGCAGCUCGAGGACGCCACGCGUCACCUCGCCAUUGAGUUCCUGAUCACGCUGUCAGAGGCCCGCGAACGCGCGCCGGGGAUGAUGCGCAAGGUGCCUCAUUUGGUGGGCCGGCUGUUCGCAGUGCUGAUGGCGAUGCUGUUGGAUAUCGAGGACACGCCCGAGUGGCACGCCGCGAAUGACGAGGAGGAAGAUUCGGGAGAAUCGGCGAAUUACGAGGUUGCACAAGAGUGCCUUGAUAGGCUCGCGAUCUCGGUUGGCGGGAACACCGUUCUCCCGGUCGCGUCGCAGGCGCUUCCCGCGUACUCGACCGACGCGGAUUGGAAGAAGCGGCACGCGGCGCUCGUGUGCCUUGCGCAAAUUGCGGAGGGCUGCACCAAGGUGAUGUCGAAGAGUCUGGAGUCGGUGGUGACCAUGGUGCUCGCCGCCUUCAACGACCCCAACCCGCGCGUCAGGUGGGCGGCGAUCAACGCGGUGGGGCAGCUGUCGACGGACCUGGGCCCGGACCUGCAGCAGCAGUACCACGCGCGCGUGCUGCCCGCGCUCAUCGCCGCCAUGGACGACGGCGCCAACCCGCGCGUGCAGGCGCACGCCACCGCCGCCAUCCUCAACUUCAGCGAGGCCGCGACGCCCGAGAUCAUGGCGCCGUACCUGGACCAGCUGCUCAAUAAGCUGCUGCAGCUGCUGCAGUUCGGCAAGCGCAUGGUGCAGGAGGGGUCGCUCACAGCCAUUGCUGCCAUCGCUGACUGCUCUCAGGAGCACUUCUCAAAGUACUACGACGGGGUGAUGCCGUACCUCAAGACUGUCCUCACCCAGGCGGGCGACAAGGAGCAGCGCAUGCUGCGCGCCAAAGCAAUGGAGGCGAUCAGCCUGGUGGGCAUGGCGGUGGGCAAGGACAAGUUCCGAGCCGACGCCAAGGAGGUGAUGCAGGUGCUCGUGUCGCUGCAGUCCGCGCCCAUGGACGACGACGACCUCACCAUGAGCUACAUGCUGCAGGCGUGGGCGAGGCUGUGCAAGUGUCUGGGAGCGGAGUUCCUGCCGUUCAUGCAUGUGGUGAUGCCGCCGCUGCUGCACUCCGCCUCGCUCAAGCCCGACGUCACCAUCUCCGAUAUUGACGACGACACCGCCAAUGAUGAUGACGAUGAUGACAGUGUGGAGACGAUAACGAUAGGCGACAAGAAGAUCGGCAUCCGCACAAGCAUGCUGGAGGAGAAGGCGACGGCGUGCAACAUGCUCUGCUGCUACGCUGACGAGCUCAAAGAGGGCUUCUUCCCCUGGAUCGACCAGGUUGCACAGCUGAUGGUGCCCUUGCUCAAGUUCUACUUCCACGAGGAGGUCCGCAAGGCCGCCGCCCAAUCCAUCCCGGAGCUGCUGCUGGACGGGAAGCUGGCAGUGGAGAAGGGCGUGGCGCCGGCAGUGACAGCGACAGCGGAGGGCGAGAAGCGCUACCUCAAGCAGAUGGUCGACUUCCUCGUGCCGCCCCUUGUGGAGGUGCUCACCAAGGAGCCUGAGGUGGAGAUGAUUGUCGCCAUGCUCGAGUCGCUGCAAGAAUGCAUUCAGCUGGGGGGAGCAGAGCUGAGUGCGGAGCAGGUGGCGCAGGUGGUGGUGCAGCUGAAGGCGGUGGUGGAGGGCAGCCGGGGGCGGCGUAAGGAGCGGCUGGAGCGCACACAGACAGAGGACUUUGACGAGGAGGAGAGCGAGCUGCUGCAGGAGGAGAACGAGCAGGAGGACGAGGUGCUCGACCAGGUGGGCGACUGCAUAGGAGAGCUGGUGCGGGUGUUCAAGGGCAGCUUCAAGCCCUUGGCCGAUGAUCUCGCCCCCUUCGUGCUUCAAAUGAUGGACAAGAGUCGGCCGUCCACGGAGAGGAGGGUGGGCAUAUGCAUCUUUGACGACCUGGCGGAGAACAUGGGCGAUGCUGCCGCCAGCUACUUCCCGGCGUUCCUGCCGCACAUCCUGGAAGCCGUGCUCGACCCCUUGCCCGAGAUCCGACAGUCAGCAGCAUAUGGCAUUGGCAUCUGUGCACAACAUGGUGGUGCUGCCUUCACGCCAUACGUGCCAGACACGGUGGCACGGCUGGGCCAGGUGGUGAGCAGCGGGGACAGCAAGAGCGAGCUGAGUGUGUCAGCCACAGACAACGCCAUAUCAGCGCUGGGGCGGCUGUGUGAGCACCAGGCGCACGCACCCUUCGACUCGGCGCACGUGCUGUCCGUGUGGCUCGCCUACCUGCCCAUCCGGGAGGACCGUGCAGAGGCCAAGGUCGCCCACGCCCAGCUCUGUGGCCUGCUGGAAAGGUCGGACGCUCGUAUUCUGGGCCCCAACAACCAGAACCUGCCCCACAUUGUCGGAGUGCUGCUAGAGGUGCUCAAGGCUGGCACGGACUUGGCAACAGAGGAGACGUGCAAGCGAGGUGUGACGCUGCUGAGGAGCCUACCAGCGGAGAUAGUGGGGGCUCUGCCCCCGGAGCAGCAAGCUGUCUUGCAGCAAGCCCUUCAGUGCGGUCACUGCAAACGACUAGAGCCAGAGUAUGUCAAGGCAGCGGAGAUGCUGGUGGAGGAGGGGUCGGACAUAGUGCUGGCGCGCAUCAACGGCGACGAGAAGAAGCACAAGGCCAUCGCCAGGAAGUACGGCGUAGGGGGCUUCCCCACCAUCAAGAUCUUCCGCACGGACUACGCAUCGCCGCUGACGUACAAGGGCCCGCGGGAAGCAGUGGGGCUGGUGGCGUAUCUGAAGAAGCAGGCGGGGCCGGCCAGCACCAAGGUGCGGUCGGGCUCCGACCUCAAGCGCGCCAUGGAGGACGAAGCCGUUGUUGUGGUGGGGCUGUUUUCAGCGCUCUCGUCGCCUGAGUUUGAGUCGUUCCUGUCAGUGGCGAGGGAGCUGCGCACCGACUUUGUGUUCAAGCACACCACCGACGCCGCGCUGCUGCCCGCCAAGGGGCCCCAGCUCGAGGCUCCUGCAGUGCGCCUGCUGAAGCAGUUCGACGAGGGGUACUCCGACACAGAGGAGUUCACAGCGGCAGCACUGAAGGCGUUCAUAGAGCGCCACGCGGUGCCGAGGGUGGUGGAGUUCAGCCAGGACCCCAAGGACCGCCCCUACCUCGCCCGCGUCUUCCAGGCGCCCACCAACAAGUCGCUGCUGUUCCUGACCUACAGCCUGCCGGAUGCACCAGAGUUUCGCAGCCGGUACGUGGAGGCGGCACAGGAGCAGCCCGACUCCAUCCGCCUCGUCAUCGGGGAGGCUGCUGCUAAUGAGCAUGCUCUCAAGUACUUUGGGCUGGCAGUGAGCGACACGCCAGCCAUGGUGAUUCACGACCCGCGCUACGAUGCCAAGUUCAUCCGCACCCACAUUGCUCCUUCUGACAUCGCCCCCUUCCUCGCCGACUUCCAGGCGGGGAGGGCGGAGAGGGUGUUGAAGAGUGAGGCGGUGCCACAGGGGGACUCAGGGGCGGUGAAGAAGGUCGUGGCCAACAGCUUCAAGGACCUUGUGCUCAAUUCCCGCAAGAAUGUGCUGGUGGAGUUCCACGCCCCGUGGUGCACAGCCUGUGCUGACCUGGAUCCCGUGCUCAAGGACGUGGCAGAGUCUCUCUCCGGCCAGAGGGAUGUUGUCGUCGCCAAGAUGGAUUUCUCUGCCAACGACAUUCCAUCGGAUAAGUUUGACGUGACGGCACUGCCAACCAUCUACCUCUACACAUCCGCUGGCGUUGCCGUGCCCUAUGCUGGCGACAACUCCAAGGCCAGUCUCCUCGCCUUUGUCCGGAAACACAAGGGAGCCAAGAAGGCUGCUGCUUCUCCCCCGACCGUGGAGGAAUUGGCCGAGGCGGAGGAGAUUGCCAAUGCUGAGGAUGGCGAGGAGGACGAGGAUGAGAGGAAGGAUGAGCUCCACGAUCAAUGCAUCGCUCUGACAUCACGCAUUUAUGCCCUUGUCGCCGCAUGCGCACAAGCAGGCAGCAGAGACGGUGCUGACAUCAGCAACGAGGGGGGGAUUGUGAUGGAGCUGCCUUGCUUGCCUUUCAACCCCGCCGAGGUGUUCCUUCCCGGGUCGUCCAAGACGCUGCAUCUCUACGAGGCGCGCUACCUCGCCCUGCUCGAGGAGGUGCUCUCGCGCAGCAGAGGGCUGCUGGGGCACGUGGUGUUGGAGCCCAUGCGAUCGGAGGACGGCCAGGGCAUGACCUUCGUCGCCUCCUAUGGCUGCCUCUCCUACGUUGAAAGCGUGCGCAAGCUGCAGGUGGGAGCGCUGGUGGCGGUGAGGGGAGUGGGGCGCAUCCGCCUGCAGCAGCUCACGCAGGUGGAGCCCUUCCUGCGCGGCCAGGUCGCUGUCGUCACGGAUGAUCGCUCAGAGGAGGGGGCAGGGGCGGAUGGCGCGGACAGCGAGGUGAACAAGGCGGUUGAGGAGUUGAGAGCGGUGCUGAGGGACGUGCAGGAGCUGCAGAUCAAGAUCAAGACCAGCACGGACGUGCCCCUACAGACGCCGCUGGAGAGGGCUCUGCGCUGGGUGGACACCGUCACUGCCGCCUCUGCUGCUGCGCCACCACCAGCACCCACAGCACCUGGCGCCCCUGCCACGUCUGCCACUGCCGUAGCCCAACAGCCCGCUGCUGCCUCGCCCCAGACAGUUGGUGACGCACCACGCACAGGUGCAGGCACACGCGUGGGUGCAGUUGCAGGCGAUGCAAAGAGCAGCAGCAGCGGCAGCGGCAGCGGCAGCAGAAGCACAGAGGCAUCGCCAUCAUCGUGGUCCAUUCUGCCCGAUGAUGACGGUGUGGAGCCCGACCAGCUGCCGCCCGAACAGCUCGAGUCUGCCGCCCGGUUCCUGGGCUUCCAAGGGCUGCCGACGCCGGCCACCCAGAGCACAGUGGCUGUCGAUCCGGCCUCUGUGACUGUUGACCCUGACUUUGGCAAGACUGCUCGCAGCAGCAGCAGCAGCAGCAGCAGCAGCAGCAGCAGCAGUGAGAGUGAGGGUGGGGGCGAGAGUGAGAAGGCAGGUGACGUUGAGGGCAGGGAGAGCAGGGGGGCUUUGGAAGGUGGUGGGUCGGUAACAGCCCCCGAGGUGCCUCCAUACCGCGAGUACCUGCCAUCGUACGACGAGCUUGUGACCUUUGCUGCCCUGCAACCAGUUGCAGGAGCGUCAGCAGCGGAGCUGCACGGGCUGCUGCAGAAGCGCCUGGCAGCCAUGGAGGAGACAGACACCAUGAAGCGGGCGGCACUGGCUCGGCAGUAUGCGGAGCAGAGCCGGGCGGCACUGGCUGCUAAGGUGGCACUGCAGAGCCUGCAGCUGUGA
Molecule: messenger RNA, 6099 nt
Organism: Closterium sp. Naga37s-1
Lineage: Eukaryota; Viridiplantae; Streptophyta; Zygnematophyceae; Desmidiales; Closteriaceae
Source: the annotation of a GenBank genome assembly